Molecule: messenger RNA, 2289 nt
Organism: Didymodactylos carnosus
Lineage: Eukaryota; Metazoa; Rotifera; Eurotatoria; Philodinida; Philodinidae
Source: the annotation of a GenBank genome assembly
AUGAACGGUCAAAUAAGAAACAGGAUCGUGGCGAUUGAUGCUGUCACCGGCGUGCCCACGACAUGGAACCCUAAUCUAAACAGUACAGUCAAUGCGUUAGCGGUCAGCGGCAGCACGAUAUAUGCAGGCGGAAUUUUUACUACGGUGGGCACCCAGACAAGAAACAGGAUCGCAGCGAUUGAUGCGGGCACAGGCUUAGCCACAUCAUGGAACCCCUGUGCAAGCAAUGCAGUAAGUGCGCUUGCCGUGAGCGGCAGUACUCUGUAUGCAGGCGGGUCAUUUGCCAUCAUCGGCGCCAAGGUUCGAAACGCCAUUGCGGCGAUCGAUGCCAGUACAGGUCUCGUCACAUCGUGGGACCCUAAUGCAAACGGUCAGGUGGCUACCCUUGCCGUCAGCGGCAGUACAGUAUAUGCAGGCGGAAAUUUUACUACCGUGGGUGGUCAGACAAGAAACAAGAUCGCAGCAAUUGAUGCAGGCACAGGUCUCGCCACAUCAUGGGACCCUAAUGCAAACGGUCAGCCAUCCGCGCUUGCUGUCAGCGGCAACACGGUGUAUGUAGGCGGAAUCUUUACGAACAUUGGAGGCCAGUCAAGAAGCAACAUCGCGGCCAUUGAUGCAGUAACAGGCCUCGCCACAUCAUGGGACCCCAGCGCCGAUCGUCAGGUAUCUGCGCUUGCUGUCAGCGGUAGCACAGUGUAUGCAGGCGGGCUAUUUGGUAGCAUUGGUGGCCAGACAAGAACUUUAAUCGCGGCUAUUGAUGCAGGUACGGGCCUCGCCACAUCAUGGAACCCUGGUGCAAACGGUCAAUUAUCUGCGCUUACUGUCAGCGGUAGCACGGUGUAUGCAGGUGGAUUCUUUACUUCCAUUGGCGGCAAGGCGAGGAGCAUGAUUGCAGCGAUCGAUGCAGGCACAGGCCUCACCACAUCAUGGGAUCCCCACGCCAGCGGUCAGGUAGCUGCUAUUGCUGUCAGCGGUAAUACGGUGUAUACGGGCGGAAGCUUCGCCACGAUUGGCGGCCAGACAAGGAACAAUAUCGCGGCGGUUGACGCAGGUACAGGUAUCGCCACAUCAUGGGAUCCUAACCUGAACGGUAAUGUAUUUUCACUUGCAGUCAACGGCAGCACAUUGUAUGCAGGCGGAAGCUUUACUAAUAUUGGUGGACAUGCCACUGGUACUUUCGCCGGAAUCGAUGUAGCGAAUCCAGGGGCAACAACGACUAUUUCCAUCACUUCUUCAGCAAAUCCAUCAACGGCCAGUCAGAAUGUAACUUUCACGUCGACCAUUACAUCAACCGGUACACCUACCGGCACUGUUUCUUUCAUGGAUGGCGCAACGCUGCUGGGUACAGGAACCGUUUCAGCCAAUGCAUCAAGUUUCAGUGUAUCAUCGCUGGUUGUCGGCUCUCAUAAUAUUACCGCCAUAUAUAACGGCGAUGCAAAUAAUCUAACCAGUACUUCCUCCAAUUUGGUUCAGGUGGUAACUAUCAAUGCAACCACCAUUUCCGUAACCUCUUCCGGGAAUCCAUCCCUGUCAGGACAAGCCAUUACAUUUACGGCGAACAUCAUAACACCCGGCACACCCACCGGAACGGUGUCCUUCAUGGAUGGCGCUACAGUUUUGGGAACAGGAACCGUUUCGGCCAAUACGGCAAGUUUCAGUAUAUCAUCGCUGGCGGUUGGUUCCCAUACAAUUACCGCCAUUUAUAAUGGCGAUGCCAACAAUGCAGGUAGCACCUCCGCCAAUUUGGUGCAGCUGGUAAACACACCUGCCCCGGUAGUUGCCCCGAUUACGGGCAAUACCACCGUCUGCGCAUCAUCAGCCACGCAAUUAAACGAUAUUACCACGGGCGGCAUCUGGAGCAGCAGCAAUACCGGGAUCGCUUCGAUUGAUGGCUCGGGUCUGGUAGCAGCGCGAACCGCGGGAACGGCAUUAGUAUCUUAUUCGGUUACCAAUAGCGGCAAUACCACAACCGUAACGACUGUGAUAACCGUAAAUCCGGCGCCAUCCAUAGCAGUCGCAGCUUCUGCUACAGCUAUCUGCAGCGGAUUCUCCGUCACGCUAAGCGCGAGCGGCGCGCAAACGUACUUAUGGCAGCCUGGUUCAUUGAGUGGCAGCAACAUUACGGUAUCUCCUGAUACAACAACUACUUAUAUCGUCACCGGCACAGAUGCCACCGGAUGUCCGAGUAUUUUUGGUGCGGACUGGAAAGCAGUCAUUUCAGGAGGAUAUAGUAGCCUUUCCUAUACCAUGGCCCUUAAAAAAAGAUGGCACUUUAUGGGCCACCGGUGA